AUGUCUCUUCCCACUAUCAGUCCAGAAAUAUGGCUUAUGAUACUGGAAGAAACUGUUUUGGGUGACUUGGAGAAAGGUACCAACGAGUUUUCCAACCUAAUGCUUGUCUGCCACAUGUGGAAGAACCUGGUAGCGCCGCUGCUAUAUCGACGACUUCUAUUCUGGCAACCCCAUCAGAUACCGCUCUUCGUGCACCAUGUGUAUGCGCUCAAACGGAUGAACGAAUAUCCUUCCCGUCGGACAACCUCGCUGUGCUUAUUGAAGCUCGCGGAUCUGAAUCUCGACGGACGUGAUAUGCUGUUGCUACUUCGCUGCUUUCCCAAACUACAGCAACUGGACUCGUCCCUGAAGCUGUCCUGGAAAGAGCUGGAGGUUUUGGCUGAUCACUGUGCCCAGCAUCUUCGUGUGCUUGACACAUGCAUUGACGACAGAGACGGUACGGGGUUAGCAUUCACUAUCAUCCCACGAUUCCAUGCGCUGGAGUAUAUGCACCUCUGUAUAGCAGACCCAUCGCCCGGACGAAGCCCAUUGCAUGAACUUCCACCAUUCUCUCUACCCCAUCUGAAGUAUUUGGAGCUGAGGAUGGCGAAGCAUCAAAAGCGCAACUACGCUCAUUAUCUCUCCUUUCUCGAGCUGUGUACCUUCCCUGCUUUGAGCCAUCUUCGUCUGUCACACUUACGUCACCCGGAGGCACUCACCUUCUCUGACUUUCUCUAUCGUCAUGGCCCGCUAUUGACCCGCCUCGACAUUGAAGACGUUCACCCUGAAUGCUUAUCAAUCCCCUUUCCGAAUCUGGUCCAUUUGGGCAUCAUGUGGCCGCUGUUUGACCAGAUGAUCGACCCACAGCAUCUGGAAGCUAUGAUUCCUCCGUCGGUUCAAGUUCUCCACCUGUGCGAAGGCGACUGCCCAUCUUCGGAUACCGUCUCCUUUCUGCAAGAAUUCGGACACAGGCGUCCGCCCCAAGCACAACUGGAAGCCAUACAAAUCGAGGACCCUGGAUUUCUUUGGGAAGACCUUGCUUGUGACACGGUUACAGCUACAGGUUGGCUGCAGCCUGCUUUCCAUCUGAGGAAGAUUGGUAUUGCGCUCCUUGAUGCAGAUGGGGUAGGGUUCAAGUUGGAAAAAAGUUUUCCGCCUCAAAAUGGAAGUCUGAGCUCGUCAUCUUCCGUCAGCAGGGCGAAGGACACGGUAUUAAGGAGAUGA
This is a messenger RNA of Dacryopinax primogenitus, 1203 nucleotides long. RefSeq lists its product as uncharacterized. The transcript is spliced from 2 exons. The coding region runs from base 1 to 1203 and encodes 400 amino acids. Lineage: Eukaryota; Fungi; Basidiomycota; Dacrymycetes; Dacrymycetales; Dacrymycetaceae. The record is from RefSeq and is a predicted model, not a curated record.